AUGCUCCAGGACAGCCGGGCAGAAAAGGAGAUGAGAAUGGAGACCCAGGAGGACAAAUCCCAAGGGCAGAAUCUUGUGGAAGAGGCCAUUUUGAGUGGCUCCAUGGCACAGGAAUCCAAUGGGAACAAAAAGCCCCAGAGAUCCUGCAUGAGGAGGGGUUCCAAACCCAUCCCAGGGUGCUCGGAGAAUGGUCUACCCAGCCUGUGUCGGGAAGAUGGACAGAGCUUGAGCCAGAACUCCCACCUGAUCCAGAACCAGGUGAUCCAAACUGGGGAACGGCCCUACAAGUGUGGGGAAUGUGGGAAGGGCUUCAAGCACAACUCCACCCUUGUGACCCACCAUCGCAUCCACACUGGAGAGAAGCCCUACAAGUGCGGGGAAUGCGGGAAGAGCUUCAGCCACAGCUCCAGCCUGAUCCGCCACCAGAGGAUCCACACCAGGGAACGGCCCUUCCAGUGUGAGCAAUGUGGGAAGAGCUUCAACCAGAGCUCCCACUUGAUCCGCCACCAGAAUAUCCACGCUGAGGAAAGGCCGUACAAGUGUGGGGAAUGUGGGAAGGGCUUCAACCAGAGGUCCAAACUGAUCAUCCACCAAAUGAUCCACACUGGGGAGAGGCCCUACGAGUGCGGGGAAUGCGGGAAGAGCUUCAGCCAGAGGUCCCACCUGAUCUGCCACCAGAGGAUCCACACUGGGGAGAGGCCCUACAAAUGUGAGGAAUGUGGGAAGGGCUUCAGCCACAGUUCCACCCUGAUCCGCCACCAGAGGAUCCACACCAGGGAACGGCCCUACCAGUGUGAGCAAUGUGGGAUGAGCUUCAGCCAGACCUUCCACCUGAUCUGCCACCAAAGGAUCCACACUGGGGAGAGGCCCUACAAGUGUGAGCAAUGUGGGAAGAGUUUCAACCAGAGCUCCAACUUGAUCCGCCACCAGAACAUCCACGCUGAGGAAAGGCCAUACAAGUGUGGGGAAUGUGGGAAGGGCUUCAACCAGAGAUCCAAACUGAUCAUCCACCUAAAGAUCCACACUGGGAAGAGACCUGACAAGCCCUUCUGCUGCCAAGACCGCAGGAAGGGCUUCAAGCACAACUCCACCCUCAUCAUUCACCAGCGUAUCCACACUGGGGAAAUGCCCUACAGAUGUGGGGAAUGCAGGGAGGGCUUCCACCAGAGCCUCCUACUGGUCAUCCACCAAAUGAUCCACACCAACGAGUGUGGGGAAUAUGGGAUGAGCUUCAGCAUAAGGUCCCACCUGAUCUGCCACCUGAGGAUCCACACAUGUCCCGCUUGUGGGAAGAGCUUGUCCAGGAGCUCUCACUUGAGCAGACACCAACGGAGACACCAGUAA
Molecule: messenger RNA, 1344 nt
Organism: Hirundo rustica (Barn swallow)
Lineage: Eukaryota; Metazoa; Chordata; Aves; Passeriformes; Hirundinidae
Product: zinc finger protein OZF-like
Exons: 3
Coding region: 1-1344 (447 amino acids)
Biological process (GO): regulation of DNA-templated transcription
Molecular function (GO): DNA-binding transcription factor activity, RNA polymerase II-specific; RNA polymerase II cis-regulatory region sequence-specific DNA binding
Source: RefSeq, a predicted model, not a curated record